ACAAAUGUGUGCGCAGUUGAUCAGAAUCGAAAAUGAAAGUAGGCCAUUUUUAAAGAAAUAAUGAGUGAAGCAGAAAAAGUCCCGCCAGCCGAGGAAUGCGAAAAGAGAUGCCAGGAGUUUGCGGCGAUUACGAGCACAGACUCAGCUCUCGCCAUGUUCUACUUGCAGGACAGGGACUGGUGCCUCGAUCGUGCUCUGAACUCGUACUUCGAAGAGAGCGCUUCAGGGUUGUCCGGAGUCGAGGCAACAACAGGUGAAACAGAAGCCAGCAGUUCAACAGAAGCUGCAGCACCCUCAGUAAAACAACUUGGAUCAACCCAACCAUACCGUAUCCGUGUCCUGUCUUGGAAUAUUGAUGGACUGGAUAAGCAGAAUCUUAAAUCCAGGACUAUUGGCGUUUGCAAUGUCAUAAAACAUGAGGACCCACAUGUGGUUUUCCUACAGGAAGUGGUGGAGGAGACAGAGGAAAUCAUUCAGGAGUUGUGUCCCUUGUAUCACAUGAUUCCAGGGAAUACUGAGGAGUAUUAUACUGCCAUCCUGGUUAAGAUAGGGGAGGUUCAAGUAGAAGACACAAAAGUUCUGCCCUUCAAAAACUCUGUUAUGAUGAGGAACCUCCUUUCUUUAAAGUGCACAGUGAAGGGAGAGAAGUUUAACAUGAUGACAGCCCACCUGGAGAGUACAAAGGAUUACAGCAGCGCGCGGAAAACCCAACUGCAGCAGUGCUUCAAGUAUGCACUAAACAGGGAACCAGACAGGACCGUUGUGUUUGGGGGAGACCUGAACCUCCGGGAUAAAGAGAUCACAGAAAUAGGGGGCCUUCCUGAGGGCAUCCUGGACAUGUGGGAGGUGACGGGCAAGCGCCCAGAGGCGAAAAACACCUGGGACCUUCUGCGGAACGAUAACCUUCAGAUGCCGGGCAAGUUUCAACCUCGGUGCCGGUUUGACCGCAAGUAUGUCCGACAUUCCACGCCUGCUGUUGUGAAGCCGGAGUAUUUUGAACUGUGCGGGAUUGAGAGGCUGAAAACAUGUCAGAGGUUCUGUUCUGACCACUGGGGACUUCUCACACAUUUUAAUAUAUUGUCCAAAGUGCCAAAGUGAGGCAUAUUGUGGAUUGACAUUAGCCGUUUGUGUUCCCCAAAAUUAUGUUCCAAAUUUAUUUUAUUAACCAGGUUUCAACAAAGUGAAACCCGGUUAUUAGAGUGACUUACGUCAUUGGUGCUAAAUAACUUUAGUUGGGGUUGACUUAUUGUUACUGAACUUGGUAUGUAGGAAGAUAUUUUGAGAACUUUCAUGUGAAAACAUUUAUGGCCCCUAGGGUCAAGGUCAAGGUCACUGUUAAUAAAAAGAGAAAAACAAUUAAAACUGAAUUCCACAACAAGGUCUGCAACUCUUCUGUCAAUCCUGGUGUUGUUGCAUACAGAGUUUCUUGUUUCCAGGUAAAACCAGCGUUCAUAUUUAACCAUUGUGCUCGGUAGUUUUCCAUGUUUUAAUAAAUGUAAUUGUUAUAAGUUUAUACUUCAAUGUUUAGAAGGUGUCAACGAUUUCUUAAACCCUUAAGAAAGUUUGUUGUACUUUUAAUUAUGGCCCAUGUUAUUGUAAUGCUUGCUGUGUUAUGUUUGUAACUUGUUUACAUGGAAAUUGUUUAUGAUUAUGGUGCUUUGUUUGUGUCCAAAUAACUAUAAGGACAUCAUGGAACAGAAUUACUUCAAUGUUUUGGAUAUAUGUUAUGUUUUGGUAUUUGUGUGUUAAUAAUAAUAUAUCCAGGAUUUAAAGGUCAGAUAUAACCAUGCUUAGACGGAUUAAAGUUUAACCGUCUGUCUGAAUGGCCUCAGACUGGAUUUGAUAUAGAUUAAUGUUGCAUUAUAGCCCUACUUGUUGUUUUGUUAUGUACAUAUGUUUCAUUUAAAUAAAUGUUCAAAACAUAGAAG
Mya arenaria is the source of this 1928-nucleotide messenger RNA. Its product is annotated as tyrosyl-DNA phosphodiesterase 2-like. Gene Ontology annotation, biological process: double-strand break repair. Gene Ontology annotation, cellular component: cytoplasm; PML body. Gene Ontology annotation, molecular function: 5'-tyrosyl-DNA phosphodiesterase activity; single-stranded DNA binding; protein binding. The transcript has 7 exons. The coding region runs from base 61 to 1098 and encodes 345 amino acids. Lineage: Eukaryota; Metazoa; Mollusca; Bivalvia; Myida; Myidae. The record is from RefSeq and is a predicted model, not a curated record.